Messenger RNA from Plodia interpunctella (Indianmeal moth), 8440 nucleotides. RefSeq names its product real-time (gene retm). Lineage: Eukaryota; Metazoa; Arthropoda; Insecta; Lepidoptera; Pyralidae. The record is from RefSeq and is a predicted model, not a curated record. Gene Ontology annotation, cellular component: cytoplasm. The coding region runs from base 261 to 2330 and encodes 689 amino acids. The transcript has 17 exons.
UAAGUAACAAUCAGAAACAGUCCAUUUUGUUUCAUUUCAGUGGCAGUGGUAUGAUUAUUUCAGUCAGUUUUCAAUACAUUCCCUUAACAAAUUGACAUCCUAAAAUACGUUCUCGACAUUAAUUUAUUUUGGUGGUAUCGUGAGUGAGGAAAGUUUAAUCUCAAACAGUAUGAUCAUUUUGUGAAACUUGUGAACAGUGAACGUGAAGGAUUAUCAAUCCUUUUAUUUACUUCUGCACAAUUAAGUGGAAUUUGUUCAAAAUGGUCCAGGAGUACGUGUCUCCCGUUCGGGUACAUAAGUAUCCAUUCGAGAUGGUGAUGGCUGCGUACGAAAGGCGGUUCCCGACCUGCCCGCAAAUUCCAGUCGUAGUGGAGUGCGUGGUCACAGCGGACAGCUGGGCGGAAGAUAAUUCCCAGAGGCACACCACACGCCGCUGCCAGCUGAACGUCGAGGCGCCGUAUCUUCUCAAGAAGAUGAUCGGCGUGGACUACAUAUUCUUCAUCCAGAAGAACCACCUGGACCUGCAGAACAGGUUCCUGGAGAUCGAGGCGACCAACGAGACUUUCUCCUCCCGCGUGUCCGUCCUCGAGAAAUGUAAAUACUUUGUGCACCCUGAAAAUCCACAGUGGACCUGUUUCGAGCAGAGCGCAGUCCUCGACGUGAAGAACUUCUUCGGGCUGGAGAGCACGGUGGAGAAACUGGCGAUGAAGCAGUACGGGGCUAACAUUGCUAAAGGCAAAGAGCUGAUCGAGUCGUUUAUGAAGGAGGUCCACGACGAAAACAUCACAGAACUGGCGCCCUGGAAAAAGGGCAACCAGGAGUAUAACGCGUACCUGAGGAACGUAGUUUCCCGGGGCGCAGAGCCCAAAUCACCCAGCAUUACCACCGAGAUCCGGCAAAGUUCGCUGUCAGACCAAUACACACUGGACAGUGACUACAUAAAGCGCUACCUGGGCGAGCUGACUCCCAUGCAGGAGUCGCGACUGCUGCAGCUCAGGAAGUGGAUUGCUGACUUGCAGAAGGGGAAGGUGCCAAGCGACACGACCUUGCUCCGAUUCUUGCGCGCUCGAGACUUCAACGUGGAAAAGGCGAGGGAGAUGCUCUCCCAGUCCCUGCUGUGGAGGAAGAAGCACCAGGUGGACAGGAUCCUGUCGGAGUACGAGACCCCGGAUGUCGUCACGCAGUACUUCCCCGGCGGCUGGCAUCAUCACGACAAGGACGGACGUCCUCUAUAUAUCUUGCGGCUGGGCCAGAUGGACGUCAAGGGUCUGCUGAAGUCUAUUGGCGAGGAUGGCCUCUUGAAGUUGACGCUUCACGUGUGUGAAGAAGGUCUCAAACUUCUGGAGGAAGCCACUCGCACCAGCGAGCGCGCCAUCCAGUCCUGGUGUCUCCUGGUGGACCUAGACGGACUGAACAUGCGCCAUUUGUGGAGGCCAGGAGUGCGCGCGCUGCUUCGCAUCAUCCAGAUCGUGGAGGCCAACUACCCGGAGACCAUGGGCCGCGUGCUCAUAGUGCGCGCGCCCAGGGUCUUCCCCAUACUCUGGACUAUUGUCAGCACUUUUAUCGAUGAGAACACUCGAAGCAAAUUCUUGUUCUACGGUGGGAAGGACUACCUGCAGCCUGGCGGACUGCUCGACUAUAUUCCCAAGGAUCUGAUCCCAGACUUCCUGGGUGGACCCUGCAAGUCGGAUAUUGUAGAUGCGUCGACGUACGUGCCGCAUCGAUUUUACGACUACAGCUUCGUGCACGAAGGGGGCCUGGUGCCCAAAAGCUUGUACGUGGCUGGAGCUUUUACGGAGCGGGAUGGUGACCCACUGAGCGAAGAUAGCGUGUACAGAUGUGUCAGUUUGGGCAAGGGACAGAUCCACGAAGUAAUAGUCGUAAACAGAGAUCCGCACAGCGUGCUGACGUGGGACUUCGAUGUGUUGAGACACGACAUCUCCUUCGCCGUGUUCCGCAGCGUGCACGAGCUGACCAUUGCUGAUGAUAACCCUGCUUUAUGCGUAGGCAGCGGUGGUUCGGAGAAGUCUGUCCUGGACCAGAAGAACUGGCGCGAGGGGGAGCACUACCAUCGAGUGGAGCCAGCGCUGCACUGCCAUGAUGGAGAGAGCAUACAAGGCUCCCACGUGAUGACAGAAAGUGGCAGCUACGUGCUGCAGUGGCGCUGUGAGCUGCUGGACUCCACGCCCCGCGCCGCGCAGCUGGUGUAUUUCCAUGAGACGCUCGACAGCCAGCAGUACAAGGGUUCAAUGUCGAGCCUGCAGUCAGGCACGUCCGGGUUCUCGUGUCUGUCCGGCAAGUCGGUCGCCAGCUCCUGUCCUUCGCGGUGAUGGCCGGCCGCAGUGGCGCCCUCUGCGAUACCAACGCCCUCUACAACUAACGCGGCUGACAGCUAAGCUGGAAUCGUUUUAAAUAAUAAAUCUGUGUUAUUUUCAAUAUGGUUUUGUUUUUGUGGAGAAACGUUUUGUAAUUAAUAAUAAAUGUAUUUGUUAGAAUAUGUAGUGGUACAUAAGGUGAAACUACGCACGUUUUUUGAAAACUGGCUUAUUGAAAUUAUCGAACGAGCCUUUGUGACGAAAUUUGACUGUUGCAUUUCAAAGUUGUCAGUUAUUUUAUAUGUUCAUGAUAGUUUAUUAAAAAAAAAAACCGUAUAAUAUUUUUAUACAUGACGUAAAAUGGACGUGUUGCAAAAUGUUUCUCCACAAAAUUGAGAUGUUGCAAAAAAGUAUUGUAGUAGUUGCACGACAGUAUUGUGAUUUGAUUGCGACAGGGUUGAAAUCUGUGGUAGAUUUUUUUGUUCUUUCGAAAUCAACAAAUUUUAUGUAACCAUGUAGAUUUUAACACCGUUGUAUCCUGUCGCAAUGUGAAGUAAAGAAUUCGCCGCCAGGGGCGCUGUUGUUGUUUUUGAACUAAAUUGACGUUUGUGAUGUGCGCAUGUCAAAACUUACCACAACUCUCCAGCGCAUCUUGCGGUGAAUUCGCUAGCUGAAGCCCCCAUUACGUUAAUAUUUUAAUUACAAUUUGCCUUUUGUGUUUGUUACAGCUUUGUGCAACUGACCACCUAUAGUUAAAUGUAAAUGAAAUAUGUCACGAAUAUUAUAGAGCUGAUAUCGUAUAAUAGUUUAAAGAAAUUAUAAUGAUACAAUGUUAUUUAGUGAUAAUUACCUCGAAAAAUAUUUCAGUCUUGAAGUGGCCAUCUGUUAUUGAUGACAACGCCCUCUAUGAAGAAUCAGUUCUUCAUAGAGUUCUACACUUGAGCUAUAGAAAUAUUCUAUAAAACAUUCAAUAUUAAUCUUAUUACAUAAUAAUAAUAUUUAAAAUUAUAAUAAUAAUAUUAUAUAUUUUGCCAACGUAGACAAUGUAUAGCAAAUAAUAAUAUAAUUAAAUUAAUUGAUAAUUUAUGCCACAGAAUUGGUAAUAUAUUUAUAAACAGUAUAUUAGGUUUACCUACAUACAAUUCUAUUAUCUUAAUAUUAUUAUUUAAUAUACAUAAUAAUAAUAAAAAAUAUUAACAAUCAUUGUAUAAAAUUGGCACUCGAUGAUUAUAUACAUGACUAUGACAGCUGUCAAACUUGACAGUAUAAGCGAAUCGUGCUGUCACACUUUACACCUUUGAAAUAGACAGUGACACCACGAUAUUUUAAAGCAACGAAGCGUACUAUUAUUAUCAUGACUUUAAUAUACAUGCAUAUAUAUUAAAAUAAUAAUAAACUGAUGUUGUGUAGACAAAUCAUAGAUUAAUAUGCAAGUAAGCACUUUAGACAUAUUAGAAAGUUAUUAAACAAAGUAUUUAUUCUUAUAACUAUUGGAAUUGAUCAUAAUUUAUUGAGAAUAACGAAUAGAAUCGUUCGGAAUUACCUAUCGAACAUGACGUCAUUACGAUAUUUCAUAUUUUGGAUUCUUUAUCAAAAUUAUGAUAUUUUAUAUACAGAUGUCUCUGUCAUCUGUCAAAGAUGUUACUGAGUAGGAGAGAGACGCGUGGUCAUUUUCGACCAUAAAUGUAUGAUAUAGUAUCACUUAUACACCUAAAUAUUAGCUGGGUGUAGCGAAAAAUUAAUUCACAUAAAAAGAAAUAAUAAAAUAUUAGAAUUUGUAUUUUCUCUUGAAAACCGAUAAACCAUUUUUACGGCCGACCUUCCUCUACUAUUCUUUACUUACAUAUUUGUAACACGAUCGUAAAAAUUUAUGAUACCUUGAUUUGUGCUCUAAGAUCUAGUGCAUAGGUAUCAAAUAGGCUUGGGUGUGUUUGUUAUCGUUUUCACCUGUGGCAACAUUGUCGCUUAGCAACAGUCCAAAAUAGGAACAACUUCAUAAUGUCAUUACAUUUCAUAUUAAGACAUUAAAGUGUGGCAAAUUCUCAUUUUAGUAUAAGUCAUGAAAUUAACCACGGCUUAACUAUUACCCUCCUUUGUUUAAUACUUAAAAAAAUAUAUAAUCUUUUAGGAGCGUAAUCGCCGUGUAAAUUUCUAUAUUUUUUAUUAAGUUGUUCCAAUUUUCCUUUGAUUGUAAAUUAAAAUAAAACUAAUAAUGCGACCAUUUGCUUAGAUAAAUUAGGACAAUGGAAAUGUGUUGUGUGCUCGAGAACUCUAUUAACUAACUAAUUUAUUUUCAAUCCAUCAAUUUGGAUAGGAAAUUAAGGAAUUAACUAUUCUUAUAUUAUAGUCGAUGACAGUGUGGUGAGUGCGAAUGUGCCUAGACAUCGUAUAAGUAGGGCGAGGCUUCGCAAAUUUCAUCCUCAUGUAUAUAGCAUAAAGUCUAUUUUUCAAUAAUUACUAAAUUAGAAUUAAGUAUCUUAGGAAUGGCAUAGUCAUUCGCGAACUUUUUCAUAAAUUCUACAUUAAAAUAUUAAUGGGAUUCACACCUUACACAUAUCACGUAUAUUAUCCAACUGUAUUAUAACUACAUAUUUGAUCAAUUAUAGGUGUACGUAUAGUUUAAAUGUAUUAAGUGACAAAAUUAUAAAAGAACAUGUAUCAAGAAAAGUUUCUGUCAUAAAUUAGUUCAGGAGAAGACUUAAUUUGCCCCCUCGUAACUGUAAGUUACAACUAAAAAUCUAUGCGAUAGCCCAGCGUACUAAAGAUUCCAACAAUUGUUGAAAAAUAACACUAUAUUUGCCAAAUUGUCGUGUGUUAUUUCUGAAUUUGUUUGCGAAUGACUUGGUCAACUUAGGUGAAUGUUCCGUCAGCCAAACGUUUUGCUCAGGGUUACGUAAACAUAGGCGAGUAGGGUACAAACAUACACACAUUGGCUUAGAAGCGGUUCCGCCAGGAGUCUAUAUAAUGCUGUCAAAUGCUGAGAGCUAAAUGGCACUGAUUUCCUUGCUGCAAGGCUGACAAGCCUUACGAAAAAACCGUCCAAAUAGAGAAGUUACAACGGUAACUUCUCUAUUUGGACGGUUUUUUCGUUAUACAUUGUCUAUUUUGAGAUAAACCGAUUACAAUGAUUAUUUAACUAUGAUGUGCUAUUUUUCUCCUUCAGAAAUUUGUGCACUGCGGGAAGUGUCACUUGCGAAACCGUCGCGGAAAAGAGACAGCAGUAUAUCUGAACGUCAUCUUCAAAUCCUUAAAUAGACUCCUGGGAUCGCAUAUCCGUGUCUCACUACAUGUGUUAUAAUAAAAAAGAUCCAAUAAAACGCAACAUAAAUUUAACUAUUAUGUAUAGGGUUAAAUAGUGAUUAAAUUCAUUGAAGCUUGUAAUUGUCUGUUAUCUUUAUAGUUUUGUCCGAUUUUCAUUUUCAUUAUUUAUUUAUUUUUUACUUUUUAAUUAGUAUAUAAAUAUAUCAUUAAUAAUUUGGUAGUGAGACACGGCUGAUUUCGUAAAGAAAGUAAGAAUGUAUCUCAAUAUUUGAGGAUGUAUAUAGUCGUAUCAUGAAAAAAAAAUCAAAAAAGGAAAAUAAGAAUAUUUUUUUAACGAAACUUUGACCAUAUACAGGACUGUAUGGGAUUAAAAUAACUUAUCCUCCUAUGAAGUUUCGAUUCACGAUAUUUCAUAAAUCCAUGAUCGCAUAUAUUUUCUUAUAAUAUAAAAAGUUGUACAUAAAUAAAUGCAUUAUUUCUACAUAAGUAAAUCACAAAUAUAUUGCCUCGAGAUUUGAGUUUUUUUUUUCUAAUAUUCCUGUCGUUGUUUUAAAAAAAAUUCUCUAUACAUAGUUGAAAAUGUAGGUUGUUUCGAUAAAAAGUGAUAUAAUAGUGAAAAUAAAUUAUAGAUUGUAUGGAAACAUUGCGUGUUACAUAACAUUAGUUUAGUAAUUCAAUAUUGUAAUGCAAAUUGUUCGUGCGGCUUGCCACAGCAUCUCGUAAAAUCCUCAUAAAUCUUUCAUAUAACGACCGCACUUCGAUAAUCGUAAAAAAUUAAAUAACAAAUAUACUUUAGCUUAUUUUUCCAUGGGAAAAGUUGGUAACGGAUGAAAUAUUUUAGGUUUUUAUUGUGUCAAAGAAUAUGAGACAUUGAAAUAAUUAUUUACACAUAAUUUUUGUUUCAUUUACUAAAUAUAUUAUUGCGGUCGUUAAUAGAUUAACUCAAAAAAUGUUUCAAAGUGGAUUUAACUUUUACAUAAAUUUAAGCUUUUAUUUCAGAAAAAAUAUUGAGAGAGAUGACUGUUUCAGAAAAUAAUAAUUGUAAAACCAUCUAACUACCAAUAUAAUUGCAAAUAAGGUCAUCGGCUGCAAUUUAAAUGCAACUUCAUGCUGUCGUAACAAGGUUCAGUUUGCCGCUGCAACACUUAUCAUUAAUAUGGUAAAAAUCAAUUAUUUUCCAAUCAAUGUUGGGCUAAGCGAAUAUGCAAGAUAAUUGAGAGGAAUGAGUCGUUGGACAAUACAGUUUCUAACUCGAAACACGAAUUCAUUAUUUAAUUGAUACAUUCAACAAAUUGAGAUUUUAUUUAUGUAAACAUCAUUUUUAUAUGGACAAGGCUUUGUCGAUUAAUCUUAGAUUAUUAAAAAAACAUGCUUGUGAAUUCUAAAAUAAUGUUUUCGUUAUUUUUGUGUAUACCUUUCCUUUUUUAUUCCUUUUUCAUUUUAAAUACUUGAUUGUUAUUGCAUUUUAAGAUGUAAUAUUUUUUUGUGGUAUAAAUCAUUUUGAUUAAAAUAAUCGAGUCGGAACUAAACACAGAAAAAGCAAGGUGAUAUAACGUAGUGUAGAAUUUAGUUGGAUGCAAAGUUGCUUGCUACGUAAAUGUGUAGGUAGUGAACAUAUUUGAAAUCUAGCUGUAAGUAUAUCGAUAGUUAUAUUAUACGAUAGACACAGUUUGUCUAUGAACCAAUACUUUUAUAUCAGGAAAUGAAAUAUAUUUUAAAACAUAACUACCCCCAUGGCCUACCCCUUCUAUUUUAACUUGUUUUAUAUGAAUGUUUACAACGAUUUAAUUUCAUUCCACAUUGGAUAUCAAUUUCACCCCAUUUCAUUGAAAUGAAAUGAUAAAAUCACUGGAUAAAAUAUAAUAUUAUUUAAAAUUUGGAACAACGAUAUUUUUUUCUUUAAUUAAAUUGUUAUGUUGUCAAUUGUUAUGAUAUUUAAUUGAUGCUAUCGAUAAUAUAUCUAUCGUAUAAAUUAUGCCAAUUUAAUUUAGACGUUAUUGUAGUUUAAAGCACAAUACAAACAACUUUUUGUAUCGUUUGUAUGUGGUUAAUUCCUGUAAAUUUUUGGGUUUGUUAAAGAUCUGAUUUCUACUCGAACGAAUUUAUAUUUCUUUGAAUUAAAUGCACAUUUAAUUAUGAUAUGUUUAAAAAGAUGAGACAUUCCCAGGGGAAUUUAUGCAAAUUUAUCCUUUGCAAAUGGAUUGAAAACAAGAUUUAGUAGAAAUUACUUGCUUAAUAUUUAUUUUAUACAUUAUGUGAACUUAUCAAUCGAUGGUUUGUUAAUACGUGCAAUAUUUUUUUUGUUUAUACAAUUCUCUACUAUCUUAUAUAAUAUCAAUGAUGUUUAUUACCAUAGAUAAAAUAAAUAUAUAUUUAUUACAGUGUUAUAGAUAAUAAAUAAAAAUCCUUCAUUUCUAAAUAUGUUUUGUCUCGUUCUGUCAAUGUUUUAAAUACAUGUAAAGUGAGGUAUAACAAGAGGGACCUGACGUGCUUAUGGUUGGCGUAGUAGAAAAUUUAAAGAAAUUUUGCGCAUGCGCAGGCAUACCAUAGACACGUCAAGUCUCAACUCUCGUGCGUAUUGUGCACAGGUGAAAAAUCAAAUCGCAUACAUUGUAGUAACAAUUUUUUAUUUUUUUUCUGAAUAACACCGUGCGAUUAUAGUCUAGCCUCACUUUUUUAAACUAACACAUUACAUAACAAAUAAAUACGUAUAUAUUUUGAGAUGUUGUGUUGUGAACGAUGAGCAAUCGACAUAGUAUUGUAAGAUCAAUGUGUUGGUGAUUAGACUAUGUUACAUGAUAAGAACAAUAAUAUUUAGUGUUAGUGGAUUCUAUUGAGUAUUGAAAUAAAUAUUAUCAAUAUUA